Molecule: messenger RNA, 729 nt
Organism: Fusarium subglutinans
Lineage: Eukaryota; Fungi; Ascomycota; Sordariomycetes; Hypocreales; Nectriaceae
Product: ATP synthase subunit 4 mitochondrial
Exons: 4
Coding region: 1-729 (242 amino acids)
Biological process (GO): proton motive force-driven ATP synthesis
Molecular function (GO): proton transmembrane transporter activity
Source: RefSeq, a predicted model, not a curated record
AUGGCGUCACGCUUGGCACGAAGCGCCGUCGGCGCUCCCCUCCUCCGACCCGUCCUCGCCCGCCGAGCUGCCCCUGCCAUCUCUGUUGCCGCCGCGCGAUACAACAGCAAUGUUCCCGCCGAGGACCCCAAGAAGAAGGCUCAGAGCAUCAUUGACGCUCUUCCCGGUAACAGCCUGCUCAGCAAGAGCGCCAUCCUGAGCUCCGCCGCUGGUCUUUCCAUCUACGCCAUUUCUAGCGAGUACUACGUCAUGAACGAGGAGACCAUCAUCGCCAUCUCUCUUCUCUCAGUCUGGGGUGCCUUGAUCAAGUACGGUGGCCCGGCCUACAGGGAGUGGGCUGAGACGCAGAACAACAAGAUCAAGAACAUCCUCAACAGCGCCCGUGCCGACCACACCGAGGCCGUUAAGGGCCGCAUUGAGGACGUCAAGCAGAUGGGCAGUGUUGUCGAGAUCACCAAGAACCUCUUCGAGGUUUCCAAGGAGACCGCCAAGCUUGAGGCUGAGGCUUUCGAGUUGGAGCAGAAGACUGCUCUUGCUGCUGAGGCCAAAACCGUCCUUGACUCUUGGGUCCGAUACGAAGGCCAGGUCAAGCAGCGACAGCAGAAGGAGCUCGCUCAGUCCGUUAUCGCAAAGGUCCAGAAGGAGCUUGAGAACCCUAAGGUCCUUCAACAGAUCCUCCAGCAGAGUGUUGCUGAUAUUGAGAAGAUCGUUGCCUCCAAGGCCCAAUAG